GAGGGUGACAUUGAGCUGAUCAGUUGGCUGCUUUGGAGCAUCGCUGCCUUGGUUUAAUUGGAGAGGAGAGAGAUCCAAUGUUCCUAGCGGAGGGGAAAGGAACCAUCCUUGUACUUUAUAUGGAUAGAAGGUUCAUCUAUGGGCACCCAGUGGCCCCUUUAUACCCAGCUCAACCCAAACUGCCUGUCCUACAACUGGGUCAUCAGAGAACUAUGCACUAUAUACAUUACUCUCGGGGUCUCAUCCUGAGAACUGUAAGGGCUGAGUUCCUGUUUGUUCUGCAAACACAAUGCACAAACUUCACAUCUCAAUGGGCUCCCCAGCCACCCCUGCUGUGUGAUAGGGCUCUUUCACUUUUAUUUAACCCUUUGUCAGCCCUGCGCCUCAUGCAGGGAGCAGAGAGAAUGCAAAGAGGACACUGAAUGGCCCCCUACGGAGAACGCAGCAGCUGGCUACAUACUUACCUCUACUGUAAAUCAGUGCCAAGCUCAGCACUUUAGGGAAUAAUCAGCCCACAUUGUGUUUCUCAUUCUGCACUUGUGUUAUUGCCCCUGCCCACCCACUCCUGACCCAGAAGGGGAGGAAAAUACUUCUUUUGUUUUCAGCGGCAGGAAACAAACUUGUUUUAUUAUAUUCUAGCAGCUAAUAGCCAUUGUUUCCUCCAGUACAUGAAAGCUUCACAUAUCCUAAUAUAGAGAGCAAAUGGGGACUGAUACAGGACAUUGGGAAUAAUUUAGCCUCUUGCAUGUUAUAGGUUAAUCACAGUGUUACCUUUUUACUACACCUCCGGGUUCAAUGGAUCAGCACUGUGGUAAACCAGGAUUAGUGAUUACUGCAAAGAAACAAUAACACUCACGGCCUCUCAAGAAGAUGUGCCUGCCCUGCCCAGCUGCCUACAACUCCCAGCAUCUCUGAAUGACAUGGAAUUCUGGGAGUUUGUCUUUGGCCACGGCUUUCUGUUGCCGUUGUCCUCUUCAAUCAAACUGAGACCAAUGGGAAUCUCCAGAGCUGAAGGAAGAUGGUGUCUGUUUCCGAAUGGCAGAAAAUAACCGGCACUUGGAGGGUUCUACAGGCUCUUCCUGUUUAUUUUUUACAUUUCACUUUCGCCUUAAAGCCUUUGCAGGAAGAAAAGCUUGGAUUGGACUCCCGGCGUCGUUGAUGCCAGGGGCUUUCUAGCACUGCUCUUGCCAACUUCUGUGGCACGACAUCCUUCCAUUGCUCUGAGGAACAGUAAUGCUGGGAACCUACCCAACCUUUCCUGAAUUCGUACAACAUUCCUCCCCUUGGUCUCGCUGGGAAUAUCUGCCCUGUGAUACACUGUUUGUCUCAUUCUUUGUGGGAUAUGGAGGAGCUCAGGAGGAAAUUAAUGUCGCCAGCCCCAAGGUCUGUAUCCUGACAUGAUCUACACUUGUGUAGCCUGGGAACAAUGAAUUUUUUAACUUUUUCAAACGUCCACUACAAAUUGGCCGGUGCCCAAAGGAUUGUAAUUGGGAGUUGUGUGGAAUUACCCCUGUAUUGACUAUUUCUCUUGGCUCUUUCAACAUUCUAUCGAGUCAUGCCGUGGCUUGGUGAAGCUCAGUGGUUUAUAUUGGUGUCUCUUUUUGUCGCUGCCCUGGUCACGCUUGGGGUUUACCUGUUCCAGUAUGUUCUUGGCGGUAUCUGGAGACGCAGAGGAAAAUCUCUCUCUAAAACUCAAAGUGAAGCUGAUUCACUUCUUUCUUGGAUCCUGUCUUUGAACAGUUGGAGGAGCCAAUGGCUGAAUGCUUGGAUAAGUGCCCUCAACGAGGAAGCUGGAAAAAGAGGAGGGACCCUUCGGCUGUCUUUUGAGGAUGACAAUGGGCAACAUCCCUUGGAGCUGUCUGUGAAAGAAGUAAAGAGCGUUGUGAAAUCAGACAAAGAGAAGGUUGUAUCAUGCAGUGUCGUUGGAGAUUCCAUACAGUUUACAGUGCGCGUUACUCGCACCGUCCCAGCCAACUCAGGGUGCCAGGUGUACAGCGUCCGGGUCACCCCUCUCCAGCUCAAUCUGGAGCUGCAUGUGAAAGAGGAAAGCAGCGAAAACAUUCGGGUUCUCUGGACUAUGGGGAACUUUGCAAAUCUCAAUCUCCAGGUUCAGCCAAAGAGCAAAUUAGAGCAGACCCCUGGAGCAAGUGCAGUAUUGGAAGCCCUCGAAGAUAUUCUGAAGAACUUGAUGACGUUGGUCCAGCCAUCAGUAGAUCUCAGCACCAGACCUACAGGAAAUAUUCAUGGAGCCAAUUCUCAGUUAAUGUGUCCUCCCAAGCCACCGAGAGUUCAUGACUUGAAGCUUCAGCUGAAGGGGAUCAGAGCAACUCUCUCUGGAGAUGACCUAUCAGGGAUCUCGAGUGCAGCCUGCACAAUCCAGAUAAAUGACCCCGUCCAGAAUGUCACUACAGGAGCUUCCAACACUACAAGUCCAUCAUGGGAAGAAGAAUUCACCUUUGAACUUAGUGCUAAAUCCAGGGAGCUGGAGCUAGAGAUUGUGGACGCAGGGAAGUCCCCAGUGGGUGUCCCUCUGGCUUCAGCCAAUGUGCCCUUGGAUCUGUUCCAUAAGCAGCCGUCGGGGUGGCAGAGUUUCCCUCUGAGAGGUUCUUCGGGCAAGGCUGUGUGCGGAUUGGUCAGUGCUCAGUUCCUUUAUAUUGAACCGAGCGAUGGAAAAUCCUGGACGAUUCCAACACCAGUCGCUGCAAAGAAGGUAGAGAAGGAUCGGACGGUGAUGCCUUGUGGGACUGUGGUCACGACAGUGACAUCGGUGACGUCAAAGCCUCGGCUGGAUGGGAAGGGUCCAGUUCAAAGCUAUGAAUCCCCUGCAAAGACUCCUCCUAAAGUGAAGGUGAUAGAGAGGGACUUAUCUGUGCAAGUUAUGCCUUCUGAGAGCACCAUGGUCAGCAAAGCCUUGUCAUCGUCAGACACAGAGCUUUUGUUUCUGAAUGGCUCAGAUCCUGUUGCAGAGGCUGCUAUCCGCCAGCUCCGGGAAUCUUCCAAACAGUCAAUAAAGUCUCCAAGAAAGAAGAGCACAAUUAUUAUAUCAGGGAUCUCCACGACUACCGUAUCUCAGGAUGAAGAGGCGUCACUCAUGUUUAAUUACGCUGAGGCCAUGGACAACUCAGUUAUGAACUCUCCCCAUUCCAAAAAUGAAAUUGCCACCUGCACCUCAGCUGCAGAUGAAGACCACUUGGAGGUCUCUGUGCCAACUCUCCCGUCUCCGAUCUCUGAGGAUGGACUUGGUACAUGGGAGCAAAGCAGUGAACUAGAGGAGUGGAACAUCAAUGGUUUGGAGGACCAAGAUUGUGAAGGAAUAUCCAUCAGCAACCUGAGCAUCUCUGAAACAGGAAGCAUAAAGAAAUCCAAAGGGGGAUUUUUAAAGAAAGGGGCAAAGCUCUUUUUCCGAAGAAGGCACCAACAGAAAGAGCCAGGUAUGAGUCAGUCCCAAAAUGACCUUGUCUACCUGGAGACACCAAGAUCUGUAGAACACCCCAAGAAGGGAGCGACUCUCUCUCGACUCCUGCACAGGAAGCGCUCCAAGAACAAAGGCAAGAGCCCACCUCAGGCCCCCCCGACAGGGAACUAAAGACCUUUAAUUUCAAGGCUACAUAUCGGCAUUUCUAUCUGUGCAUGGAUGCCUUUUGCACUAGAUCAUGGAGUUACCCCCUUGCCCCAGGAGGAAUUUACAGAACCUGUGAACACUCCUUUUUCCUAUAGCUCAACACUGUGAGGUUUUUUUUUUUUUUGAAGCCCAGAAAAAGCCAUAAGAACUUUCUCUUCACCCUGGCGGGCAGGGAAGGAAAAUAGCAUUGCUUGCAAUAAAGCCAACGUCUUGAUGGAAGGCGGAACGGAUAAGCCUUGGGAAAGGGCUUUAGUACCUUGGUAGCAAUAUAUUUAUGCUUGUUUUGAAAUCACCGUUAGAAGUGACUGGCUUGUGCCACGAGUUUCCAGAGAGCCUUUGUCUUAUAGAGAACACAGGGCAGCUUUAUUUACUGUAGUUCCCCUAUGCAUGUAAUGAGUGCAGUCCAAAACAGCGGCUCAUCACACCUACUAAACACUUAUUGGCAGGUACAAUGGUUAUAGCAAUGCUUGCUGAUGCUGAAUUCUCAUUGAUUCAUAUCCGUGCAAGCUUUGCUGCAUUGGUGCUUUCCUAUGCACUGUGUCUGGCCCAGACUGGGAUAAUUCACAUAGGAUUUCAGGGAACCAAUUACCGGAGCUUGCUCAGGCUUAGGUACGUAGAUGACUUUAUAUAGGCAACGAGAAGCUCUAUUCUCAGGCUCCUUCACUGUAUUGUGCGUAUUAUAAUCACAUUAGGUCCUAUAAACUCAAUGUAUAUACAACUACUGUACAUAAAGAGAAGUCCUUAUUAAUAUAAUGAUAUUAUUAUAACAAACGACAAAGGAAGAUGCUGAAACAAGUUGUAGGAAUUGUGUGGGUCCCUAAUUUGCCAGAAGCUCUGUUGGCAUCUUGGCUUGACCCAUUAACAUCUUUCAAGGUGACCGCUUAUGAUGUGACCCAUUUUUAGGCUAUAUCAGGUUCCACAUACCUCCAUGCUCAUCCUAGUCAGAUGAAAGUGGGAAGAUUAGGCAUGAAUGGGAGUGUUUCUUGGGUGGGGGGCUAUAAAUAUCCUUAAAUUGGUAAAAUUGGGAGGUAUGGUACAUUUGAAAAGGGUGUAGCCAACCUUGCAUGAACAUUCAACUAAUGGCACCUUAAAAAAUAGGAACUUGUGACUCUUAUGGGUGUGUUUUGGUCUUUGUUUGUUUUUUUUUAAAUAAAUCAUGGAGUAGAAUUUUUUUUUUUAAA
Xenopus laevis (African clawed frog) is the source of this 4803-nucleotide messenger RNA. RefSeq names its product C2 calcium-dependent domain containing 2 S homeolog (gene c2cd2.S). The coding region runs from base 1556 to 3586 and encodes 676 amino acids. The transcript is spliced from 15 exons. Lineage: Eukaryota; Metazoa; Chordata; Amphibia; Anura; Pipidae. The record is from RefSeq and is a predicted model, not a curated record.